Molecule: messenger RNA, 3714 nt
Organism: Arachis duranensis
Lineage: Eukaryota; Viridiplantae; Streptophyta; Magnoliopsida; Fabales; Fabaceae
Exons: 5
Coding region: 1-3714 (1237 amino acids)
Molecular function (GO): catalytic activity
Source: RefSeq, a predicted model, not a curated record
AUGCUUGGCCCUGUUGAUGGCGGGGAUGAUGAUAGAGGAUGCCAAUCGGUGAUGGUGGUGGACCGAGCAAGAGAGGGCGCAGUGGAUGCGAUCGUGUUCGACAAGACCAUAAAUGAACCUGAGGAAGAGACUACCUUCGGGCUUCACGGGGACAAAACCGUUGCUGCUGGUAAUGAAAUUAAUGGUUUUGGAUUUAUAGAAGACACUAAUCUCACCGAUCAGAAUGUUAGCAAGAGGGCCGGUGACAGACAUAACCAACCGGGGGAAGAAGGCUACGCGAAUUCUGACGAGGGCAGUGGCACUGAGGCACCAAGCCUGGAGGAGCAGGAGACGGAAAACAAGAAGACCUGGGAACUAGCUAAGGAAUCAGGAGCAGUGUUGUAUGAUGAAGAGGAUGACAUUAUGGCUAUUCUUCAAGAACAGAAUGAAGAAAUCGCUCGGAAAAAGAGGUUGGCAAAACAGAAAGCUAAAGCAAGACGGAGCAGGCCAAAAUCUCACAAAAAGGGGGUUAAGGGGGGAUGGGAAGAUGAGGAUGGUGAAGGACCUAAGAAAAAAUAUAGAUUGAACAUGUUAGGCCUGGUAGAGCUUAAAAAACAGACUAUAACAAGAUUUGAUGUUUUGAAAAUUUGGGGAAAUGGCUGUGUAGGGUGGGAGUAUGUGGGGUCUGAUGGUGCCUCUGGUGGGCUAAUGUUAGUGUGGGAUGAUGUUUUUUUUAAAUUGCGUAAUUGCCAUAAAGGAGAGAGGUGGUUGUGUGUAGAAGGGAGCUUGGUGAACAAUAAUGUUGAUUGUGCUUUUUUCUUAGUUUAUGGUGCGCAUUCUAGAAAUGAAAAAUUUAUUGUGUGGGAGGAGUUGAGUUACAUAACUGGUUUGUGCCAAGGCCCCUGCUGCUUUCUUGGGGACUUUAAUGAGAUUGUACAAGUGGAGGAAAGACAAGGCACAGAUACGUUAACUCCAUCGGCGGAAGAUUUCAAGAAUUGGAUAGCUGACAUGGGAUUGGAGGACUUGCCAAUCACUGACCGUAAAUUUACAUGGUUCAGAGGACGAUCUUGUAGCCGCAUCGAUAGAGCCUUGGUCAGUUUGGAAUGGCUUGAGGUGUUCCCGGAGACUCGCUUGAGAGGUGGGCCACGGGGAUUGUCAGAUCACUGCCCUAUUAUCGUGGAGGUCAACAGGCGAAGGGAUGGCCGGAGACCAUUCAGAAGUCUAGAUUCGUGGUUCACUCAUGAAGGGUUUAUGAGAUUGGUUAAAGAAGAAUGGAGAGGGCUAGGCGACUUACAAUUCACUGAUAAAUUAAAGGCUUUGACGGGUCCUCUGGGAAGGUGGCAUAGGGCGAAUUUUAGUGAUAUGGAUAAGAAAAUUGUGAAGUUUGAAGACGAGAUUAAGAAGCUGGAUGAUAUGGUGAGUAACGGGGUUUAUGAUGGAACGAUGGAGGCUAGGAGGAGAGCCUUAGUUAUGUGUUGCGAGAAAUGGUAUGUGAGGAAAGAACUACAUUGGAAGCAAUUAUCAAGGUCGAAGCACGCUAAGGACAUGGAUAAAAAUACCAGAUAUUUUCACAACUUAGCUUCUGCGAGAAGGAGGAAUAACAGGAUUGAUGAGCUGGUUAUUAAUGGACGACUGAUAAGGAAUCAAGCUAGGAUUAAGGUUGCCAUCAACGAUUUUUACAAAAACUUAUAUCAUCAAGAGAGGUCGCCCAGGAUAGGUUUCAGAGAUGGUCUGGUGAAUGUGAUCUAUGAGGAAGAUGCUUUGGCGUUAGAGCUACAACCGACACCUCAGGAGAUUAGGGAGGCAGUGUGGGAUUGUGACUCCUCCAAGGCUCCAGGAUGCGAUGGGUACAACAUGAACUUCAUAAAGAAGUGUUGGGAUGAAAUAGGUGCUGAAUUCACAGCAGCGGUAUUGGACUUUUUCCAAUCCUCAAAGUUACCGGCAGAUGCUAAUGUUACCUGGGUGGCACUGGCCCCCAAGUUUACUGGAGCCAAAGAAAUCAAAGAUUUGCGGCCGAUCAGCAUGGUGGGGUGUGUGUAUAAAGUGAUCUCGAAGAUAUUGGCUAGGAGAAUGCGGGGAGUUAUGCCAGGUCUAGUGGGUGAGACACAGACUGCUUUUGUCAAAGGUCAUAAGAUCCAUGAUGGGGCCCUGAUAGCGUGUGAAACUGUCCAGUGGUUCAAACUAAGGAAAAAGGAAGCGGCAAUUGUUAAGUUAGAUUUUCAGAAAGCAUAUGAUAGGGUGAAGUGGAGCUUUGUGGAUCUUGUUUUGCAAAAGAUGGGGUUUGGAGAAAAGUGGAGGGGCUGGGUUAUGGAAUGCAUUAGCACGUGUUCUAUGAUGAUUGCAGAGGCCGUUGGGAACGGUCGUAUAUCGCCGCUGUUGGUUGGGAGGGAUCUUAUCCAGCUGUCACAUCUUCAGUUUGCAGAUGAUACGGUUUUGUUUUGCCCACCUGAGGAAGAAACCAUUAAAAAUUACAAGAGGGUGUUGGGGUGUAAUGAAGCAACUCUUCCAGUAAAAUACCUGGGAAUCCCGCUUGGAGCAAAUCCGAAGUUGGUUAAGACUUGGAAGCCAAUUAUAGACAAAGUGGAGGAAAAGCUUAGCCUCUGGAAAGCCAAGGUCCUCAACAAAGCUGGAAAGUUGGUGCUGAUCAAAUCUGUGCUGAAUAGUCUCCUGGUGUAUUAUCUGAGCUUAUAUAAGAUGCCUAAGGUGGUAGCGGAGAAGUUGAUCUCAUUACAGAGAAGAUUCCUAUGGAGUAAGGAGGAUGGGAGGAAUGGUAUGGCUAUGGUCAAGUGGGAGGUGGUGCAGGCUCCUAAAAGGCUAGGAGGCCUAGGAAUUGGAGAUGCUAUGAUCCGGAACACAGCUCUCCUUUUUAAAUGGUGGUGGCGAUUUUCUAAGGAAGAACUACCUAUUCGAGGUGGUUCGUGGAGGGAUAUUUGUCAGUUACAGUUCAAGAGUCAAGAACUGAGGCAGAAGAUAAUUGAUGGGUUGUCUAUGGAGGUUGGAGAUGGAAGAGAAACUCGUUUCUGGGAGGACGCCUGGCUGCUUGGAGGGUUGUUGAAAGAUCGAUUUCCUAGACUCUACUCUGUUUCAAACCAAAUAGGAUCAGUGAUAGGGGAUUGUGGGUUUUGGGAUGGGUUAGAGUGGAUAUGGAACUUCCAGUGGCGUCGACAAUUGUUCCAAUGGGAGCUGGAUCUUGUGAACCAGCUACUUGAUGAGUUAAGGCUGGUAAUGCAGGCGGACAUGGUCCCGGAGGAGAUCUCAAGCUAUAGCUUUACAAGUACUAUUUGGAAAGGACUCGUGCCACCAAGAGUGGAGGUGUUUGUUUGGUUUGCAUUGACUGACAGAAUCAGUACGAAGGAGAGACUGAGUCGACUUGGAGUUAUUAACCAACAAGAUACCUUAUGUGUAUUAUGCAAUAAUUGUGUUGAGUCUAGUCACCACUUGCUUCUAGGAUGUAGCUUUUCUUGGCAGAUUUGGUGCGCAUGGCUAUCUUAUGCUGGUAGAUUAUGGUCUUGUCCGGGCUCGUUGAAGGAACAUUUCCUAAGUUGGACUGAGGUCACAGCUAGAAAGGCGGAUCGUAAGGCAUGGAUGAUUAGCUUCUGCGUGAUUAUCUGGAAUUUGUGGUUGGAAAGAAAUAGAAGACUAUUUCAGAACAGGAGUAAAGGAGUGGAGGAGAUUGUUGACAUGUACUCUCUGAACUACAAGGAGUGGCUAGGUGCAAAUCCCUUUGGUUGUUGA